Messenger RNA from Rhododendron vialii, 847 nucleotides. RefSeq names its product protein MOR1-like. Gene Ontology annotation, molecular function: microtubule plus-end binding; microtubule plus end polymerase activity. Gene Ontology annotation, biological process: establishment or maintenance of microtubule cytoskeleton polarity; microtubule polymerization; mitotic spindle organization. The coding region runs from base 1 to 693 and encodes 230 amino acids. Lineage: Eukaryota; Viridiplantae; Streptophyta; Magnoliopsida; Ericales; Ericaceae. The transcript is spliced from 9 exons. The record is from RefSeq and is a predicted model, not a curated record. Gene Ontology annotation, cellular component: kinetochore; spindle pole; centrosome.
AUGGCUAUAGGCGCACCGAGGCGCCAAAGGUAUGUUCCGGCUCUAGGCACGAGGCGCAAGGUCAAUCCGAGACUUAUGCAAGAGUACGAUCAAGUUUUCAUAUUAGCUCUCACGAAGUCAAAGGAUGCUACGGAGAAAGCUAUAAAAAACAAAGAAGAUACUUCAGUUGUUCGAGUGGUUGAUAUGACAUGUGAAGCAUUAAGAAGAUUUGGGGCGAUGAAGGUGCCCCCGAAGAGAAUUUUGAAGAUGCUGGCUGGACUCUUUGACCAUGAAGACGCAAAUGUUCAUGUUUCAACAAAAGAUUUGACGCUUGAGCUGUGCAACAGGAUUGAGAUAGAACGACUGAAAUCAAGAAUAUCUGAGGAGGACAAGGUGCCACAGCAAGAAGCUGCGUAUGAAGUUGAAGGCUCUAAUUCUAAAGAAUCUGCUGCAGAUGCUCCUCUGGAAAGUGAUGAUCCUGUUGAUAUAUUGGCUCCUCUGAAGAAUACACGAUUUUGGGAUGGAGUGAAAGCUGCUGAGUGGUCAGAGCGAAAGGCAGCUGUGGCUGAGCUAACCAAACUGGCUUUGACUAAAAGGAUAGCUCCUGGUGAUUUCACAGGAAUCUGUCAGGCACUCAAGGAGCUUAUUACAGAUGUGAACGUAGCUGUUUCAGUUGAAGCUAUUCAGGCAAUUGGGAAUCUUGCUGGGGCCUAAGAAACCAUUUCUCUGGAAACUCACGCCUCUUAUUACCAGUUUUACUUGAAAAACUCAACGAGGAGAAGUCUUCUUUAACUGAGGCACUUAAUUAGACUCUCCAAACAAUGCAAAAAUCCGAGUGUUUAGAUCUUGCACAUGUUCUUGAAGGCAA